Molecule: messenger RNA, 7846 nt
Organism: Brassica rapa (field mustard)
Lineage: Eukaryota; Viridiplantae; Streptophyta; Magnoliopsida; Brassicales; Brassicaceae
Product: protein indeterminate-domain 12
Cellular component (GO): nucleus
Molecular function (GO): DNA-binding transcription factor activity
Source: RefSeq, a predicted model, not a curated record
UUUUUUUUUAAUUUUUUUUUUUUUUUGGAUUUUUUUAAAACAUACAACAGCUGGAAAUUAAGAAAGCUAAAAAAAAAAAAAAAAAAAAAAAAAUAAAAGCUAAAAAGAAAAAUAGAACCAACCCAACGCAACAAACGGUUUACCAAAACCGGAACAGACCACGAAACCCUAAAAUACCGCGAGAAGAGCAAAAGAGAUGACGGCCGCCACCGAAUUGAAUCCGCCGGAACCUUCCUCCGAAGAGGCGCCACGUCGACCGCGAUUCAUCGCCUAAAGCCGGAGCAUCGGAGCCGAACAAGCCGAGAGAUGAAGCACUUCCGUCAGUAAGGAAACCAGCAAAGCAUAGGGUGAUAGAUAUCACCGGACACAACAGAGAGACUCGUCUUUGGAGAGAACCUGAAAAGAAAACAGAGAGCACAAAAGGGAAAAGGAAACCACCGAAGCUGGAAGGUAUCGCCAGUACGGAGCAGCCGCUUGAAUUGGUCUAGACCGCACCCCGCAAACCACUCGCCUCCACCGCCUCCAGCUUUCCUCCUUCUCAGCAGAGCCUGCCGUCCUCAUAGCAGGCAAACAAACUGAUAGUUAGUCAACCGGAGUUCCAGAUCCAGAGAGACCAGCCCUUACGCGUCAAGCCACCCCGAAACGAAGCCCUAACCGCCACGCCUCUUCACCGGAGAGCACUCCACUGCCGUGGGAGAGGAUGAGAGAACCAGGGAGAGCUUGGGGUCCACGCGCUUAAUCCGACCCCUCAGAUCUACCACAUGAAGCUAGAGCCCCGGCCAAACCUCCCCACCACCGAGCAAACACACAACCGCCUUGAAAGCUCCACUCUCACAACGCUAGCUUAGAUUUCGAGAUCCGGAAAGGAGACACAGCGAAGGGUGGAGGAGAGGAGACACAGAGAGGGAGCCCUCUCACGGCAGUGACGGCCGAAGCCCACCACCGGAGAGGCGAACGUUUUCACUGAUACAUUAUGGGUGUCAAAUCUUUACAACAAAAGGGAAGGAACACGCGUGAAAGUUCAAAUCCUUGGAAGUUGAAUGAGUGAUGGUUUGCUUUGGAUUCUUCGUUUUUGGAUUUUCUUAGUAAAGCGGUGCGUGAAGACCAAGUAUUCUGGUUCAGUAGGAGGUGACAUGUGGUGACCGGAGAAUACGCAUAAACCAUGACAAGGAUGGUUUCUACACUUCUGGGAUGACAAUUUAAAAUGUUACUAAUUUUAAGUUUGUACUAAUUAAAAAUAGAUUAUGUUUAGGUAACACUUAAUUAAGAUUAGAUUUUAACCAGCACGGAUUUUUUAUUAUAUAAAAGUUUUAUAUGAAUUAAUGUUUUGUGGUUGUUAUACGUUAUUAUUUCAGGUUUUAUCUGUACAUAUUUAUUUAACUUUUUUAUACGCUUCGACAAUUUUUCGGAUCUGAAAAACUAAAAUUGAAACCAACCCGAAAAUAUAGGUGCAGUUCGGGUCUGAGUCCUGAUCAAAUUACCUAUUCAAUAUCUUUUUGGACCGGCAAAUCUCUGCUACAGUUUGGAUCUUAUCCGAGACUCGAUCGAGUACCAAAAGUACUUGGAAUGAUUUGUGUAUAUUAGGUAUGUUUGGAUAUUUCAUAUAUGUUUUUCGCGUUAUAGAUGCUUUUAAGUUUCUGGUUUGGGUUUUCGGUUAUAGUUUGGAAUUCUGGGUAAAAUUUUAAUUUAAAAAAAAUAUAUUUUGGGUGUUUUCGGUUCUAUGGAUUAGGUUUACGGGUAAAAUUUUGAAUCUUUUGAGUAUAUGAAUACUUUUCAAGCAUUUUUUUUUUGGAUUUCGGAUAUAUUGUGUUUCAAGUCUUUUUUGUGUGUUUGGGUACUUCGUGUUUUUUUUUUGGAUUCUAAUAUCCAAACCAAUCUCAACCUGUUAUGUAUUCAAAAAUUAAAUUUAUUUUACAGAUAUUUGAAAUUAUGAGUCCGAACCAAUCCGAAACCAAAAGGAAGCAAUCCUAACUUAAACUAUAAAUUUUAAAACAUUUAGUUAUGUCAAACGUUUAGGAUCCGAAGAACCCAAACCCACAUAUUCAAACAUGAACUCUAUGUUUCCAAACAUUUUUUCUCCUUUGAUAUAAUGUAGAAAUAUUAAAGGAUAUUGGUAUAACUAAACUAACAUAUAAAAAAUCUGAUAUAUUUUCAAUCAAAUUUUCAAAAGUCAAGAGUUUAAAUUAAAUGUUUUAAAAUCAAGAUAUCUUAUACAUUCGUGUGAUUGAAAUAAUGUGGGUUGCUAAAAAAUCCAUUACAAUAAAGAGAUCAUUUGAAGCUUACUUCCUCCAAGCUUAUGCCUUAGCAGAGUCUAGCCUCGAGUUCUUCCACUGUUGUGUCUCUUCUUGAAGACGCUCUUAAGUGUUCCUCGCGUAAAGGUCAGGUACGCCUCUUUCACCUCUCGUCGUCAUAGGGCUCGGUCCUGAGAUUUUAGAGACUAAAAAGUAGUUUAAUACAGUUUAUAAGAAAAAUUCUAUAGGCCAAUUUUUUUCAGGACCGGCCCUGCAUUUAGUAUGGAUUCAGAGUAGUUUUAUAUUGUUUGUUUUGUGUCUAGGCUCUAAACAAUCUUGGGAGUGUGUAAGUGGAUUGUGAGAAACUAGACAUAGCUGCGGAUUGUUACAUAAAUGCUUUGAAAGUGAGGCACACACGUGCGCACCAAGGUUUGGCUCGAGUCCAUUUCCUUAGGAACGACAAAGCUGCAGCUUAUGAAGAGAUGACCAGACUAAUCGAACAACGCGUCUGCUUACGAGCAGAGUGCUGCCACACUCAAAAUGGUCACCCGGUUAGACCCUCUCCGGGUCUAUGUAUCCUUACCAGAAAGGGUAAACAAGUAUGUUUUAUGCAUACUUUUAUUUUAUAAAAAAUCAUCUUAAACUUCGAUAUAAUGUUAUUUCUUCUCAUCCCCUUAAUUCGUUACAAGAAUGUUUUUUUUUUUGUCAACCGUUACAAGAUUGUUAAUAGUCAUGUAUAUUUAUUUGUUUAUUUCCUACAUAUAGGCACUAGGCAGCACAUAUAACAGAAUUUCACAAUUCAAAAGCCUUUUAAAAAUAAAAAAUAAAAAUUCGGUUCUGCAUGGGUUUAGUCACAUUCGUGUCUCAUGAUGGUCAUCGCUCACAUGUUUUCGACCUAAAGGGAUUCUAUUGAAAAUCUUACAAGGUACCCAUCGGUUUACUAAAAUAGACAUGGGUUAUCAUGAAUCUUAUGAACAAUAAGAUACGUCUAGGGGCAAAGUAGACUUAAGAGACUUUUGGUGUGGAAUAUUCUUUAUAGAAAAAAAAAAGUUAAAGAGUGGAUGUAUCAUGUAAGUGUGGAAAAUGUCUUGUUGGUGGUGUAAGUCUUUUGUUUUUGGGCAUGAAGACUUUUCAAAGGAUAUAUGAGAAUAUUGUGAACAAAAAAAUGAGAAUAUUAAUUAAAAAUCUAUAAAGGGUAAACUGAAAAAGGAAGAUAACACAAAGUCAUACACAAGAAUAAAUAUCAUAGGAAGACACAGAAAAAAAUUCAACAAAGUAAAUAUUCUAUUUUGAUAUUCAAAGCCAAAAUGAUUUUAGAGCAUUUGUUGCUUAAUUAGUAGUAUAUCUUUUGUGAGUGUUCUUUCCUUUCUCUACAAUUGUAUCUUGGUGAGUGAUUUAAACUAAAAUUUGGCUAUGAUGAAUGGACGAUGUUGAAUUUUUGUGUUCCAAGUUUGAACUUUAAGCUGAGAAAUAGACAAAAUUAACCCAUAAUUCGUAAACUUUAGGUGAAAUAAGUUUUUUUAUAUAAAUUGUUUGAUUUGGAAAUAAAUACGAUAACUGAUAAUAUCUUAAGUUAUUUGAUUGUUUUAGAUAGAGACGCAUGUAUAUGGAAAAUUGAAAAUGAAAAGAAAAUUUAUAUAAUAAUAAGAAUCCAUUAAAUCACUUGUUCCUUUUUUCCUAGCUUUCACUACUUGUUUUGAUUUAUUGCAUAGCUUAUGAUAAGUUUCACUCGAAUCAGUAUGCCUUUUCAAGAAAUUUGGGUAUUAUAUGAGAGAAAUUGUCUAGGAGGAAAAAUAAGAUAAAGUUCCAGCAACCUUCGUAGAAAAUAACAUCAAAUUCAUAAUAAACAGUAAACACCAAACAUAAAGUAAAAAAAAAAAAGUAAAGAUAAAAUAGCAUUAUACAUGAAAAGAUGGAAUUAAAAUCCCCAAAGUUUUUUUAAAGAAUAAUUCAAAAAGUUAUAGUACAUUUAACAUGUAUACUUUUUUAUUCUCGGUGAUAAAUCGAAUUUUUGAAGUGAGAAUAAAAUAAUCUUGGAACAUCUAUAAUACGCAACUACUAUUAAUUGACAGCCUUUGAACAAAGUUAGAUUUCUUAACUACUGAUGAUAGUUCAAACAGUCUAUUGGAGAAAAAUAUCAACAUGUUCGAUUUUUUCUCACUGGCAGUCUGGCACGAUGCAUUGCAUAUGUAAAAGAAGCUGAGAUCCAGUACUCCACUGAGCUUGAAUUUUCAAUUCAUAUAUACAAAAGUUACCUAUCUUCUUAGAGAAAAUAUAUUUUCCUAUAUUGGACUGAAUAAAAAGUAAUAUUUAGUGUGUUGCUCAAUGUUUCUAUGAUUAAAUGUAGUUCUUCUUCAUAAGAAAAAUGUUUUUUCUUUGGCUAAGUAAUUGUGUGUUUAGAUUCUCUUACAAAUUAAAUACAACAAAAGCGUUUCCUUUAUACUUUCCUGAUAAACAAAAAGCAUUCUUUGUUUUUGGUAUAUAAGUAAUUAUUACUUCUAUUUAAGGCAAUUAGGCCUGCUAAGUCUUAUCUCACAAUAUUUCUCAUUAUUUUGGACCAAUUGAUUAACUUGCUUUCUUUUCUUUCUGUGGUCUACUCUUCUUUUUAGUAGCCAAUUUCAAGUAAAUGCUGAUAAACUGGUCCUGUAAUCAUCACUCUUCACUGACAUGCUGUAGAGUUUCCAAAACAACAUAAUUUUUUUUAAACAGGCGAUAAUAUUUGAAAAAUAUAUGGUUCAGACUUAAAACUCCUAAGAGUAUUUGACACUAAGUCAAAGUCUCACUUUCAAACACACUAUCUCUCCUCUGUUAUACUUAUCUGCACCUAGAAAAACUAGUACAAAAAUGGAAUCAAAACAGUCUUUGCAUUUAUUGUAAGCACACACAUAUAUGUAUUGUACAUUAUAUUGAUAGUGACUUUGGAGAAUAAUAAUCCAUCAUGGUCGUCCUCUUUCUUUUGAAAUAUGUACAUACAAAUGUGUGUAUUAUAUACACCCAAGAAAUUUAAAAAAAACAAAUUAAAUAUUAUUGAUUUUUGUUUUUUACAUAUAUAGCCAAAGAAUGCUGUCUUUCUGUGUAGACUUCUUACUCUUUAGGUACUUGUUUUAAGAGAUCACAAGAAACCAAAGUUUGGAUAGUUUCCUUUCACCUUUGUUUUUUCUCUAGUUGGAGUUUUCUUCUUCAUAUAGCUAUGGAUAUGUUUUCAUCUCGCAACUGGUCCUAUAGACCAAGCUCUUUGUCUGCUGAAGCAAGUGCUUCUUCUGGUAAUACUGUCAGUGCCAUCCAAGAUUUUAAUGGCUUGAACAAUGUCAUCUCUAGUCGUCUAUGUACACACACAGAGACUCAGAAGACUAAGAAAAGAAGAGGCGUUCCUGGAAAUCCUGAUCCAGAUGCAGAGGUAGUUGCAUUAUCACCAAAGACACUUCUUGCAACAAACAGAUUCGUUUGUGAGAUAUGCAACAAAGGGUUUCAAAGAGAUCAGAAUCUACAGCUUCAUAGGAGAGGUCACAAUCUUCCAUGGAAACUGAAGCAGAAAAACACCAAAGAACAACAAAAGAAGAAAGUCUAUGUGUGCCCAGAUACAAACUGUGUUCAUCAUCACCCAUCUAGGGCGCUUGGUGAUCUCACGGGGAUCAAGAAACACUUUUGCAGGAAACAUGGAGAGAAGAAAUGGAAAUGUGAGAAGUGUUCAAAGUUCUAUGCUGUUCAAUCUGACUGGAAAGCUCAUACUAAGGUCUGUGGUACAAGAGAGUAUAGAUGUGACUGUGGCACUCUUUUCUCGAGGAAAGACAGUUUCAUAACGCAUAGAGCGUUCUGUGAUGCAUUAGCAGAAGAAAGUGCAAGAAUCAUCUCAACUCCUUCCACCAAUCUCACAAACCUAAGCCCUAGUUUCCAAGAUCGUCACUUUAUGCUCAACAAGUCUUCCUCUUCUUCCUUGCUCUUCACGUCACCACCUCCUUACGUGAACCCUGCACCACAUCCCUCCACCGCGGCAGCUCUUUCCGCGACAGCUCUCCUCCAAAAAGCGACCGCUCUCAGCUCCGGUCCUUUCGGCGGCGGAGGACAAACUCGGUCAGUUGGUCAUCACCGACCUUUGACGACGGUUAACGAGUUUCUUGGUGCUGACCGAGUUAUGAUGACGUCCUCGUCUUCGUCUGAGUACGACCAGCUUGUUGUUGACGGUUUGACUUCAACGUGGCAGAAAGCUGACCAUUUGACCAGAGACUUUCUUGGACUCACGGGUCAUGGAGUGCACGUUAGCGUCACACCCGGAGAUCUGCUAGAGUACGCAGGUGGAGUGUCGCUUCCUAUGUCAACGUACCUUACCGAAUCUCAUGAUCACGAGUCGUCCUCGUCGUUUCAGAAGGCUUACGAUCUGGGAUUCACUGGGCCCCAUAAUAUGUAAAAAGGGUUACACUGGAACCUACUUCCAUUGUUUUGUUGCUCUUUAAUGAAAUUAAUUACCAUCGGGAACAUAAACACAAAGACAAAGAGCAUAUGAGCAUUUCUUUCUGGUUACUUUUCUAGGGUUUGUUUAUUUCUUUUAAUUUUCUAAUUGUUACAGCUUACAAAUUCCUCAAUUUUAACGUUAGAUUUUCUUGUCAAAAUAAAGAAUUCCCUUUCUAAAAAUAAAAACGUCGGUUAAAAGAAUUAGUGUCCUUUUAAUUAAGUUUUACAUACAAAUUACAUCUUUGAGUUAAAAAAGGAAAUAUGUAUAGCGAGAUCACAACAUCAAAAAUAAUAGGAUCAGUGGCGGACCCACAAACUGCACCUCUAGGGAUUGACGAAUGUGUCAUCUCAAAGCUAGUUUCUUUGAUUGCGAUAGACAUCAUAUUAUAUGCAAUUAUUGAAGAUAUAUAUAACAUAGUGAUAGACAGCAUAUUAUAUGUUUUGCAAUAUACCACAAAAUAUGUUUUGGGAAAUUUGCCCCUAUAACUACAAAAAAACCCAAAUUUGUUAAAUAACCAAAAACACAAUUUCUCUCCAAUUCUCUCUUCCUAUCUCUCUCUUCCUUCUCUCUAGAAAACCAAUUUCCCCUUUUUUAUGGUUAGUGGUAGUACACAAAUAAGCGCAUAUGUUUUUCUGAUCACUGUUAACGGAUUUCUAUCGUAAUCACACUAAUUAAUAAGUCGUAUCUUAUUUAUUGAUGGUCAUUUAUCUUACAAAGAUAACUUUAGCAAAUGAAACUCAAAGCAAUAGUUCAGAAAGAAAAAAAAAACAUAAGCAACACAAGAGUAUUGUAUGUAUAGCAUACUGCGAUGAUGGUCGCUAGUUUACUAAUCAGAUAGUGAACCAAAUCGACGAAACUAUAUUCUCUAUUUAAUAACGACGGAUAAUCACACAUCACUGAAAGGUUAUUCCUAUGAAAAAAAUAUACAAAAUCUUGUAAUAUAUUAACAUGUAAUAUUAACAUGUAAAUUCAAAAAAAAGAAAAUUGGUAUGAAAACAGAAAUUUAUUUUAAAAAACUAGUAAAAAAGGAAUAUAAAAUCAAAAGGAACCAGAAACACAUAAAGAGGAGGGUGAUAAGGAAUCAAUUUAAAAAGAUGCAGAAAACUACGAGGAAUAAUAUAACGUGGAAAAGAUUUAAAGAGAUUAAAAAUGAAGGUCAAAGUGU